Messenger RNA from Hyla sarda, 2540 nucleotides. Its product is annotated as pro-adrenomedullin-like. Gene Ontology annotation, cellular component: extracellular region. The record is from RefSeq and is a predicted model, not a curated record. Gene Ontology annotation, molecular function: hormone activity. The coding region runs from base 278 to 751 and encodes 157 amino acids. The transcript is spliced from 5 exons. Lineage: Eukaryota; Metazoa; Chordata; Amphibia; Anura; Hylidae. Gene Ontology annotation, biological process: adenylate cyclase-activating G protein-coupled receptor signaling pathway; positive regulation of heart rate; regulation of systemic arterial blood pressure.
CCAUAGCAAACCUAUCCUGCUCUGGACAGUUCCUGACAUGGACAGAGGAGUCAGCAGAGAGCAUGUUGUCAGACAGAAAAUAAAUUCAAAAAGAAAAGAACUUCCUCUGUAUUAUACAGCAGCUGAUAAGUCAGACCGCAUAUAAAGGAGUCCCAGGCUCAGCUGCAGUCAGGGGACAAAGCCUUAUUGAACAGCACUUAUUCCUUGGACUGAACACUCCGCCAGGAAAGAAGCCAAAUAGAACUUCUGAGGACAGACACAGGUCAUAUAUACAGUCAUGGCUUUCCGUGGAUGUCUUGUUCUGAUUUUCCUUGUGAUGACAAUCAAUGUGUGCAGCGCUCACUGGAUGGGGAGCAGGGACAGACGUAUGCCACCUCCUGUAGAGUCUUUCCUGGAGAAGCUAAGAGGUCUUACAAACCAGAGACUAAAACGGGAUGUAAGAGACAGUGAGACUCAUAUAUCUACUCAGGAAGUCCCAAAAGAAGAUGCACAGACUAGCCAGAAUGCCUUAAGUUCCUUGUUGCACUUGAGAGAGAAACGUUACGCCGCUACCGCCGGUGGUCGCGGCUGUCACUUGGGGACCUGCCAGAUUCAGAAUUUAGCUAACAUGCUUUACCGACUCGGGAACAACAACUACAAAGAUGGCUCCAACAGAGACACUAAAGACCCCUUAGGAUACGGCAGAAGACGUCGUUCCUUGCUCCGGGAGAAGGAACGGACUGGCUUAUCUGAAACAUUACUUGCUACAUAGAUAAAUCUGUUCACUCCACAAGUCAAAGAAGAACCAAUCCUGGUAAAUAAGAUUCCAUAGAGCUGAACUUGUGGUCUUUAGGUUAUCCUGUGGAGUAAAUCCAAAAGCCAAGCUUGGAGACGUAUGCUCCUGGGUAAUCAGGCCGCCGGCGACCUGUCGCAGAACCUGAAGAUUACACAAGCGUGUAGAGAUACAUUUGCUUUUUCAUAGAAGGAACCAAGAUUUGCGCACUGAUCCAAGUGUUAGUAAAACUACCCCCCUCCCCUUUCCUUAUAGAAAACUGAAACUACUAUGCCAGGAGUAUGCUUUCCAACAAUAAUAAUGUAAUGUGCUUUACAGCUACUGUGUAACUCAGUGUGCCAAGAAUAAUAUUAUAAAGUUGUAUCUAGAGUGACGUCAAUGUCAUGCUUCGCAGUUCUUGUGACUGACACAAUGACCGAGUGCUCUCAGCGUGCCUACAGGAUGCAGGUGGGGAAGUAAGGGAAUUGUUGUGCACUUGUGUACUUCUUAGGUUUUGCCGCGGGAAGCGGGGAGAUGUUUACACAAAGACGAGAGGUCAUUACCAAACAUAAUAGUUUCUGUUUUUUUGUCUACCUCUCGGCAGAAGGUCACAAGUGACGAGUAUUUUUUCCUUUGCACUAGAUAGUAGAAGAAAACGGGUAAUGGCAGGAUCCAUGACCGUGUGCUGCAGGGAUAAGGGAGUCAGAGCCCCCUGCUACAUAUGUAGUUCAAUACAAGUAUACAAAAUCGGAACCACAUUUCACCAAAAAGGGGAAUUUCAAUGAAAAAAAAAGAAGAAAAUCACGCUUUUCAAGUUCGAUCUAUUAAAAUAAUAAAUUUAGAGGUGACAUUUUAAAGAGUUGUCCAAAAUUAGAAUUACGUACAGGCUGUGUCUGGUAUUGCAGCUCAGUUCUAUCUUUUUUAAUGGGCUUGGUUGCAGUACCAGCAACAGCCUAUGAGUAGCGCUGUUUCUUUGAGAGAGAAAAAAGAAUAAUGUAUUUAUUUUUAAUCUCUUACUACCCCCCAUUACAUUUAUUGCACUAUAGAGGAACACGCCGAGCUAUUAGAAUGGGUCCAGUGAGUCUACUUCUCUACUAGUUGGAGAUGAAAGCCGAAUCCAGCAAUAUUAAGCCUAAAUUGUUUGACAAAAUCACAUUACAAAUUUAGCACAUUACAAAGUAAGCUGUAGACCAGUGAACCCAAGCUGUUGCAAAACUACAACUCUCAGUAUGGUUUAACAGACAUGCUUGGAGUUGGAGUUUAACACCAGGCAGUAGCUUACUGCUGUGCCCUAUAAAACCAAUAGGAUAUCUUUAUUUUAGUAGUAAGGUCUACAAUAAGAAAAAGAAAUAGUGGUUGCUAUGGGUAAUAGCACAUCUCUGCUCGUUACACAAUACUACAGAGUAUCGUAUCUCAUUUCCGAAGAUAUUACCACCCCAUAAAUCCUCAGAUCUGAAGACUUAUCCCUCACCAUAGACAGUUCCUUCAAGACGGCCUUCACCUGAUGUGUCCAUGAGGACAGGCGGCCACCAGAGCACUGUGUAGUAGAUUUCACUGUAAAAUAUGAGGUUUUUUUUUCUGGAUAAGAUUAUAUUGUAAACAUAUCGGAGAUGUAAAUAUAUCUAUUCACACUCUACAGAUAUUUAUAGUUUUUAUGUUUUUUUUGUAAAGUAUUUUAAGUUAAUAUUUCUAAGUUAUAAAUGGUUGGGAAUUAUUGAUUUUAUAAAGCUAAUAAUUAUGUGUUGAUACUUUGCGUACAUGGAAUAACAGUAUGUAUGAUGUUCACCCA